Molecule: messenger RNA, 990 nt
Organism: Ambispora gerdemannii
Lineage: Eukaryota; Fungi; Glomeromycota; Glomeromycetes; Archaeosporales; Ambisporaceae
Source: the annotation of a GenBank genome assembly
AUGUCAAAUUCUAUUGAACAGAACCAAUUUUCUUGUGAUAUCGACCCUUCGGAUCCUACAAAGAUUCUUUGUUAUGUAAAGGGAAAAAUUUUUGUUUUUUCUAUUCCAAAUAUUGCAGAGUUCUCACAUUGCAAGAGACCACUUAAUGCCUUCAUGCAAUUUAGAUGUUGCGUCCAAAGCGCAAUAAAAGACCAAGGAUUGAAGGUUCCAGAGAUAUCCAAAAACGCAUCAAACUUAUGGAAAGUAGCACCCGCCACUAUUAAAGAUACUUUUGAAGAUUUAUGCGCAUCUGUUCGUGUAUCGUGGAAUAUUAUUCGAUUUGUGGAAGAAAAAAGAAUUAAGAAACAAAAAAUUGAUCCUAAUGAGAUUCCCGAUAAUUCAACUAAAAGUGACAGCAUUGAACCUAUUGAGAUUCCGGGUCAUUCAACUAAAAGCGACAACAUUGAACCUAUUGAGAUUCCGGGUCAUUCAACUAAAAAUGACAACAUUGUUAAUUUGAAUGAAGAUAGCAGAUGUUAUGACAUGUCUUCUGAAUUAGCACAUUCAAAUUCAAGCGAUGGCUCGUCUAUUCAUGGUCCAGCGUCUUUGUCUGAACCCAUGCCUAAUUCUAUGCUAUCUGAUGAUCAAUAUUCUGCGAUAAAAACUUUGAGUUUCCCUUUAUAUUCCAUGAGCCUGUUUCCUGAUACUUCUCUUCAAUUAUCUUCAAAUUUAUAUAAUUCAAACGGAGGCUCAUUUAUUCUUGGUUCUGAACCUACGGUUAAUUAUAAUGUUCCUGAUGAUCAAUAUCCUGCAAUAAACACACAGAGAUUUUAUUCAUCUCCUCCCAUAGAUUCGACACCGUUUGCUUCUACACCGCAGCAACCUUCGAAUAAUCACUUUGCUAACGAAACCACUCAUGCAAAGUUGCCUUUCAAGCCUGAUCGACGACAGGAUAAAAAAAAGGAGGAAACAGAUUACGUGCAUAGACUAACUAAGGCUCCGUCUUCCUUA